GCCGCGGACACUCUGUGCACGCGCUGUCGGUUUGUUGGUUUGGACACUUUGGAGAGUUUUGGAGAGUUUUGGAGACUUUGCGCGGAGGAUCUGAAGCAGAUUUCGGGGCUUUGAGAGGACGAUGACUCCGCUGGAGGACCAGCUGCUCUGAACAUGGAUUGGUCUACAGGAGGGGGCGGGACUUGGAGGCUCCGUCACUUCCUGCCGGUCGUCCUGCUGUGGACGUCUCUGCAUCGCCACGUGCUGUGCUGCAGCCCCUCCAGCUGUGUGUUGGUGCUGACGGAGAACCAGGGGGCGUUCACGUCGCCCUGCUACCCCCAGAUAUACCCCAACUCUCAGGCGUGCCGAUGGACCAUGCAGGCGCCCGCCGGCUUCAUCAUCCAGCUCUCCUUCCUGGACUUCGACCUGGAGGAGGCGCCGGGCUGCAUCUACGACCGCGUGCUGGUCAACACGGGGAAAACGGACGUUAAGUUUUGCGGUCCGACCGCCAACGGGCUGACGCUGAACUCCACCGGGAACGUGAUGGAGCUUUCCUUCAACUCCGACUUCAGCGUGCAGAAGAGAGGGUUCAGUGUUAGCUUCCGGCACGUGGCAGUGGCCCUCAGGAACCAGAAGGUCACCAUCUCCCACGGUAACGGUCAGGUGACCCAGGUGUCCGGCUCAGUUUCCAUCCCGACGCUCAGUCACCUGACGCUUUGCUUUGAGCUUGAACGCACCGGCAACAAAAAGAAAGAGUGGAUCUUCACGUACUCGGACAGCAGCAACAACGUGGCUCUGAGUCUGGGCUCGGAUCAGUCCGGCAUGAAGAUGAUCGUGGACGGGGUGGAGUGUCCCAUCGACUCCAUCCUCUCCUCCGCCAACUUCACCUCCGCCAUGAAGCCUUUCUGCGUGCUCUGGACUUCUUCCAACGGACGCGUGGCGGCCUACUUUAACGGGAACUACUCUGCCAAGAGCUGCUCGGCCUCCAGCGGACACUCUGUGCCGGGCGGGGGGCAGUUCAAGUUAGGAGGACAGCAGAGUUUCAACGGGAACAUCUACAAUCUGCGGCUGUGGGACUACGCCAUGACGCUCUCACAGCUCAACGCUCUGAGCUGCGACACGGUGGGAAACGUGAUCGACUGGGACAACAACCACUGGAGCAUCCAGUCCUCCAUCGCCCAGACAGACACCUCGCUCAGCUGCAUCUGCUUCCCUCAUUGCAUUCACUUAACUACUGCUGCGCCAACUAGUGGUGUCUCCCCGCCCAGCAACACCCCCCUCACUCCCAGCUGUGACUCCCCCGGACUGGGCUGCCCAGCCCAAUCCACUGACUCCACUAACACCAUCCAUGCUACUAAUGCCAUCACCCACGUUCCCUCUCCCAUCACUACAUCUCCAUCCACCAUCCUCACCACUAGCAUGCCACUAACCCCAACCAUCAUUACCACCUCCUCCACCACCUCCACCACCUCCUCCACCACCUCCUCCUCCUCCACCUCCUCCAGCUCCUCCACCACCUCCUCUGUAAUACCAACCACUGCCACCACCGUCACCAUCAGCGCUGCCACUAACGCUUCAGCCAGCAGCACCACAACUGCCCUGCAGACAACCAGCAGCACAACAACUGCUUCAUCUGCUCCCACUAACCUCCCAGCUACUAACCCCACAACGCAUGUCGCUGCCACGACGCCUCUGCUGCUUUUAGUGACUACUAACCAUCCAGCCACUAACCCAUCAGUCGCUGCUGCUUCCUCCGGGGAGGGGCUGUUCUUCAAGGCUUCCUUCCAGGUGGAGGACGGGGCCGAGCUGACCCAGGACCAGCUGGAGAGAGCUGUGGCAUUAUGGUUAAAUCAGACGUUUCAGAACUGGACUCAGGCGGUCUACGUGGACUCCGUCAGUGUGCAGCCAGGUGUGCAGAAGGAAGGAACCCCGACCAGUUACUCGUGCCAGGCGCUGCUGCUUUAUUACUACAUAUCCAAUCAGAGCGUGGGGGGGGCGGAGCUGUCCAAUAGGCUGUCGGGCAGCGGGGGGGCGAUGGGGGCCGGCCUUCAGCUAGACCCCGCCUCCACCCAGGUGACACCCAUAGAGAACUGUCCCGAGGAGAACCCUCUGCACUACCGCUGGCCCGAGAGCCGGCCCACCGUCACCCAGACGCUGCCCUGCUUCCCCAACAAGGAGCAGAGCACCUCCAGGACCUGUUUGAUCAGUCCUCAGAACCUCUCUUCCUAUUGGUCGGUUGCAGACAUCAGUAACUGCACGGACAUCGACACCAUCGAAGUGUCCGCAGAGAACGCAGCAGAGGUGGCGGUGCAGCUCGCCGUCAUCACCGACAACGAGCUGUCGGAGGAGGAGGUGUCCAAGGUGGUGUCCAAGGUCAAGCAGCUGGUUGCCGUGGCGAGGAUCAACAGCUCGCUGGCCGAGACCGUCGUCACCAUCAUCUCCAAUGUGAUGACGAGCUCCGAGAGCACGAGGGCCGCCACCGCUGACAAGGCUCUGAAGACGGUGGAUGAGCUGGUUCAGAAGAUGGAGUUCCAGGGUUCCUCCAUCAGCAUCACCUCCAGACACCUGGCUGUGGGCAUCUCCACCCUCAACACCUCCGCCUUCAACGGCACCUCCUUCAGCGCCUUCAUGGCCCCCAACUCCACCCACCCACAGAUUGACUUUGAGUCUGAGCGCACUCACCCAUUGGCUCAGGUGCUCCUCCCCCCCUCCCUGCUGUCGGGCGUCUCUCCGAGCGAGGCGGAGCAUCUGUCCCGCAUCAACUUCCUGUUCUUCAGCAGCACCACCCUGUUCCAGAAGGAGCAGCAUGGCCGCUCUCUGAACAGCUACGUCGUGGCGAGCAGCGUCGGGAACUUCUCCAUCAGAGAGCUGACGGAGCCGGUGGAGAUCACCAUCGCUCACUUGUCUGACCAGCCCAACCUGCGCCCGGUCUGCAUGUUCUGGGACUUCAGCAUGAACAGUGGAGUUGGAGGCUGGAGCCCAGACGGCUGCAGGGUGUCAGCAGACUCAACGAGCAACAGGACGGUGUGUCUGUGUGACCACCUCACACACUUCGGCAUCCUCAUGGAUAUCUCCGGUGCCGCUGCGUUCACUGACCCUCAGAAUAAUCGCAUCCUGACCUUCAUCACCUACAUCGGCUGCGGGAUCUCCGCCAUCUUCUCCGCCGCCACGCUGCUCACCUACGUCGCCUUCGAGAAGUUGCGGCGGGACUAUCCCUCUAAGAUCCUGAUGAACCUGAGCACCUCGCUGCUCUUCCUGAACCUGGUCUUCCUAUUGGACGGCUGGCUGGCGUCCCUGCAGCCUGAUUGGCUGUGCCUGUGCGUGGCCGUCUUCCUGCACUACUUCCUGCUCACCACCUUCACCUGGAUGGGGCUGGAGUCCAUCCACAUGUACAUCGCUCUGGUCAAAGUGUUCAACACCUACAUCCGCAGAUACAUCCUCAAGUUCUGCAUCGUGGGCUGGGGUCUGCCGGCUGUGCUGGUGGGGAUCGUAGUCGCGGUGGAUAAAAACUCUUACGGUGUGCGGGAGUACGGCCGGGGAGACUCAGGGGAGUCCUCCAAGUUCUGCUUCAUCAAGAACUCUGUGGUUUUCUACACCACGUGCGUCGGGUACUUCUGUCUGGUGUUUCUUCUGAACGUGGCGAUGUUCAUCGUGGUGAUGAUGCAGAUCUGUGGACGCAACGGCAAGAGGAGCAACCGCACACUGAGAGAGGAGGUGCUGAGAAACCUGCGCAGUGUUGUGAGUCUCACCUUUCUGCUGGGGAUGACGUGGAGCUUCGCCCUGUUCGCCUGGGGUCCGGUGUACCUGGCCUUCACCUACCUGUUCUCCAUCUUCAACUCCCUGCAAGGUCUGUUCAUAUUCAUCUUCCACUGCGCGCUGAAAGAGAACGUCCAGAAACAGUGGAGGAGAUUCCUUUGCUGCGGGAGGUUCAGACUGUCCGACAACUCAGACUGGAGUAAGACGGCCACCAACAACACGAAGAAGGUGUCCUCGGACAACAUGAAGUCUCUUUCCUCCAGCUCCUUCGGCUCCAGCACCGCUAACUGGACCUCCAAAGCUAAAGCUACACUCAACCCCUUCAGCAAGAGACACAGCAACACAGAAAGCUCUUCCAACCAAUAGCAGGCGUGGACGACCGACGGAGAUAAAUGUUUCUCCAACCAGACCAGCCCCAAGUGUGUCUCCUCCUCCUCUUCCUCCUCAGAGGCGGAGCCCAACUCCUCGUCCUCCUCGUCCUCCAUCCUCCCCGUCAGCCAGAUGAUCGACAAGGUGAAAGGUUACUGCUCCACGCGCUCCGACAACUUCUACAAGAACAUCAUCAUGUCCGACAGCUUCGCCCACAGCACCCGCUUCUAGAGCGCCGACCCAGGGCAGACCCUUCCUCCCUGGAACGUUCUAGAAAAGCUUGCGACGCCAUCCUCCCAUCAGCUUCUGUUAAAGGUUCCAUCAUGAAGCGCCACACUGGAACCUGCCGCGCGCUCUUCUGGAACCGCCCACCAGGUUAUUUAAGGGUUUCACGACGUUUCGCAAGACUUUGGAACCUUUCCGUGUUCCAGAACUUCUUCUUCUCAACAUUCUAGAACCCUCAACAACGGUUUGAGAUCCCUCUGUGUUCCGGAACCUCCUCCCAACAUUCCAGAACUCUUUUCCAGGACGCUUCAAAGACUUCUGAUGGUGCGUUCACACGGGACUUGAAGCAAACUUUUUUUCCGUGUGUCGGUUGUUGCUGAUUUAUUUAUACUUAUAUGACGUAGUUUUGAGUGUCGGUAGUGCUAAUGUUAGCGUAGCUUAGCCGUAAUAGAUCUUACUCCCUCCAGAGAUCCCGCCUCCUCUCUGCCGUGUGAUCGGUUAAACACAAACGACGAGGCAGUCAAACUCUCGUAUUGUGAAGCUUUGCGACGGUGUGGAAGCAACUUAAGAGCCGUUACAGAAGCUCCUCCAAUGUUUUAGUAUCCUUCUGACUUUGUGUUCUGGAACAUUUCAGUUUUUCUGCCCACUCUGUGUCUCUUUCUCUAAAAUAUCUCCAUCCAUCCUCCCCGCUUUCUCCUGGACCUUUGAAUCAGAAAAGUAGCAAAAACUCACCAUGUUUUAUCUCAUCUUAACAUAAAUGAGCCUUUCCAUGGAAAAGGCUCAAAACCUGAACCUGCUAAACUCCCCGAGCCCAAGGUAAAGAUAAUCACAGAUAAUCACGUGAUGCUUUGAAACCCAAGAGGCUCCUGGGUAAUCAGAGGACGCUGAUGUGAUUCUACUGUAUCAUCGACCUGGCUGCCAGACUUUACCCGAGGAAGAGGAAGAGGAAGAGAGGGGAGGAAGGUAGAUAAGAAUGGUUCUGUUUUUAAUACUGUGAUGUUUGUUUGAGCUAUCCGUGUGUGCAUGUGUGUGGAUAGCCAUAUCCCGUGUAAAUAUUGAUGAUUUAUCUAUUCCAUGUGCCUUAUUCUAUAGUGUUACAAUGGUUGCUUUCGUUCAUGCCUUCACGGGGUCCUGGAGGGGUCUCUGUACAUACAAACCAAUCCCCCCCCCCUGCUCACCUUGGUGGGAAACAUAUGGUGAUAAAAAGGGACGAGAUGAUAGGAUGUACCAGAACCGUUUGUGAUUACUGUAGAGUAGUUCCUCUUCUGAAAGCUACACACCAAUUCAACGAUUAUUCUGAACAUAUUUACAAACUGUUUUUAUGUAUAUUAUCUUCCCGAGCACAUUUUGAAUUAGUGUUGGAGUUAUUGAGACGAAUGUAGUUCACGUUAUUGUUUUAUUGUCUCAACGUUUAGCGAACGGAAGUAUCUCUCUCCAAAAGUCUCCGAAUGGCAGAUUGGACUCAUGAUGAGUUGAUGGUUGGUGGUUUGAGAAAAGAUAAUACAAAAACACGAUAAUGCCAGUUGGCCGGUGAAGCUCGGGGCGUGACAGCCAAAGUUUAGCAAUCAAACUCUCAUUUAUGGUCGCCGCAUGGAGAGAAACGCAGCGAGAAGUCCUGAGGUUGGUAACAGCUCUGUGUUCAUGGAAAGACUCUCCGUCAGUUCUUAGAAAUCAAAGAAUAAUGCUCAUAGUUUGGAGAACCACCACCCAAACACAAUGGAGGUGGAUGGGAGGGAUCUUGUGGUGUUUAAAAACUCUUCAACAACAAUGUCCUGAUUAUUUUUGAAAAUCUGUAUUGUUGGGAAGAAGCUUCUUGGGAUGAACUAGAGAUCUAAAAAUCUCAGGACAAAAAAAGUCUUAUUUCUUCUUUGUGUGUUUUUCCCCUUUAAUAAAACGUGGUGUAUAUAAAGUGUCUUUAGUCCGCUUGACUAAGGGCUCUUUGGUUUCAUCAUUUAUCAAAAAUCAUCCACAUUUACUCGUCAAAUAUAUUACCAAAGAUUAAAGUCUACAUAUCA
Molecule: messenger RNA, 6344 nt
Organism: Trematomus bernacchii (emerald rockcod)
Lineage: Eukaryota; Metazoa; Chordata; Actinopteri; Perciformes; Nototheniidae
Gene: adgrg6
Product: adhesion G protein-coupled receptor G6
Exons: 35
Coding region: 154-4101 (1315 amino acids)
Biological process (GO): heart trabecula formation; myelination in peripheral nervous system; adenylate cyclase-activating G protein-coupled receptor signaling pathway
Cellular component (GO): membrane
Molecular function (GO): laminin binding; G protein-coupled receptor activity
Source: RefSeq, a predicted model, not a curated record